AUGGGCCUCCCAUUCUCUGAUCCGGGUUUCAGCCUCCAAGACGUUACUCUUGUUGGGCUGUACUCUCCAUCCAUCGGGUAUCUGGCCUGGCGCAGGCUGACGGACACAGAGCGCCUUUCUGAAACUUACCGGGCCUACAGCCUUCAGUUGGAGUACUUGCAGGUGGUGCUGGACGACCUUCAGACUUUGGGACUAGGACAGGGUCACAGUCGGCUAACUGAGCAGCUUACCUUCACCCGGACCCAGCUCCAGAGUCUCGUGUCCAACCUGCGCUCCCUGCUGGAGGCCUUGGCUCAGCCGCUGCCCGUCAUCGACAAGCCUCUGGACUCUGAGGCCAAUGGGGCCUCUGACUUCAAGAGGAAGCUACGGGGCUACUUUGUCUGCAGGGAGUAUGCCCACUGGGUCAAGCGGACAUUGAGGGAUUUCACACUUCUCUCGGACAGGUUCCCAGCCUGA
Chiloscyllium plagiosum (whitespotted bambooshark) is the source of this 456-nucleotide messenger RNA. Its product is annotated as cardiotrophin-2-like. Gene Ontology annotation, molecular function: cytokine activity. Gene Ontology annotation, cellular component: extracellular region. NCBI's taxonomy places the organism in Eukaryota, Metazoa, Chordata, Chondrichthyes, Orectolobiformes, Hemiscylliidae. The record is from RefSeq and is a predicted model, not a curated record. Gene Ontology annotation, biological process: positive regulation of tyrosine phosphorylation of STAT protein; cell surface receptor signaling pathway.